Anopheles cruzii is the source of this 1922-nucleotide messenger RNA. RefSeq names its product ganglioside-induced differentiation-associated protein 1 (gene Gdap1). The transcript is spliced from 4 exons. NCBI's taxonomy places the organism in Eukaryota, Metazoa, Arthropoda, Insecta, Diptera, Culicidae. Gene Ontology annotation, biological process: mitochondrial fission; mitochondrial fusion. The record is from RefSeq and is a predicted model, not a curated record. Bases 233 to 1177 code for a protein of 314 amino acids. Gene Ontology annotation, cellular component: mitochondrial outer membrane.
UACCUUUGAGGCCUUUACCGAUGGUCUGUUAGCACCUGGGCCCAUUAAUUUUGACGACAUUGCGUAUUGUUUGUUUCGCCCUGGACAACCCGGGGAAAAGCGGUACACACUCAUCACAACUACAUCAACGACGACUGCAACUUUAUUCCAUAGGUUCUGGAAGAGAAUUAUUCCUACAAAGUACAACAAGUUUCUGUAAGGGUGCUGGAACGUGCAUUUUGUGCAAUCGGAAAUGACCGAGAGAAGGUUUAAACGGCCCAGCAUCGCGGAGAAUGAUGGACUAAUAAUAUACUGUAACCAGUACAGCUACUAUUGCCAAAAGGUUCUGCAAGCGCUCCACGAGAAAGGCAUUCGCUUCACGAAGUACGAAAUCGAUGUGACCAAUGAUGAGCAUUUCUCCGAAUGGUUUUUGGAGCUCAAUCCCCGGGCCGAGCUACCGGUUUUGCAGAACGGUUUGCUGAUCGUCCCUGGAUCGAAUCGUAUCUUGGAUUACCUGGAGGAGACGUAUCCCAAAGCCAAAUCACUCCGAAUGCCAAACGAUGUGGAUAAGCUAGUGCUCGGAUUCCGCAAGACAAUCGAAAGUCUGCCGAUUGGGCUGAUAACGAUCGGUGCGUUCCUGCAUCCGCAUCACACGGGAAGCCCCAAGUUCCCCUUCGUGCUGCCAGUACGCCGGACAAUUCUGGCGCGGGAGGAAACCCUUGUCGACCGUUUGCGCACUUAUGCCAAUGCUUAUCCGGCCUUUCGCGAGGUUUUACUAAAGAAGGCAGAUUUUCACGAGCGUAAGCGAAGCAUAAUUGAGAAGGAAGAGUAUUUCUGCAAGCUGCUGAGCGCGCUGGACGAGUUUUUGACCGACGUCGAGCACUAUUUGGAUGGGCGCGAUCCGGAGUGCGAAUGGUUUUGCGGUACCGAUACCAUCACGAUCGUCGACAUUGGACUAGCGACACUUCUGAACAGGCUGUACGUACUCGGAUUGGAAGAACGGUUUUGGAACGCUGGUCGCAGACCGCGAGUUGAGCAGUACUUCAACAGGAUCUGCCAGCGGCCAUCUUUCGUAAGUGUACUCCCCUCCAAGGUGUCCCUUUUGCGCACUGUGUGGGUCAAUACGCCAACGGUUUACAAGGCCGGUCUGGCGGCUGCUUCAUCUGUUCUUAUCAGCUCAACGUUGCUGAAGAGGUAAACAGGGCCAAAUGAUUUCUUUUUUUCUCCAGUUCCGCCAUUGUUCCUUUACCAUUUUCAUCAUGCUAAAUAUUAUGCAGCAGUCAUGAAGUCACGUUAACGAAUAUUUUUGAAUUUAUAUCGUUCCCCAACUGGAUAAAAAAUUAGCAUAUCAAUUAUUUGUAACAUCGUAUGUAAAGCCAUGCGAUCCAAUAAGAUUAAAACAUUCACUUUGGUACAUUACGUGCAUUAACAUAAACUUUCCGGAGAGAUAUUGGUUAAACGUAACAGAAACAAAAGACAUUACACUUAUAAAUGGUCAUGUAUUUUUGGUCGUUCGAGGAAUUUUAUGGAUUAACAUCGCGAAAAAUGUCAAACUUAACAAGAAUCAAUAACGAAAGAGAACAAACGUAAAUACAACUUAAAUACUUUAUCCAACCCCGUUUGGAACACUCAAACCCUUCCCAUUUCUAACGGUAAGAUCGAUCGAUAGUCUAAUAGUGCCAUGGUACGCUAACAGAUUCGUAAAGCAGCACGCUUUUUAAGAAAGUGUUCGGCUCACAAUGCAUGUUUGCUGCCCCCGCGGUCUCGUUACUCGAAAGGUGGUACCAUAGUGUUAACAGUAACAAGGUAGUUAAACGGUGACGCGAGUUCUGGCGAAUCCUGGUGCCCUUUGCCGAAGGCCGUUUCAGUCACGUUCGAAAGACUCACGGAAUUCACGGUAUCUGCAAUCGAAGAAAGGGGUCACGUACGUAUUUGCCAAAUUG